This is a messenger RNA of Paraphaeosphaeria sporulosa, 1758 nucleotides long. RefSeq lists its product as uncharacterized. The record is from RefSeq and is a predicted model, not a curated record. Gene Ontology annotation, biological process: transmembrane transport. The transcript is spliced from 5 exons. Gene Ontology annotation, cellular component: membrane. Lineage: Eukaryota; Fungi; Ascomycota; Dothideomycetes; Pleosporales; Didymosphaeriaceae. Gene Ontology annotation, molecular function: transmembrane transporter activity. The coding region runs from base 159 to 1589 and encodes 476 amino acids.
GCCUUAAGAACCCCAUCCCCGGAACUCUUUCUACACCUUGUGUAUUGACGCAGCCUGAUUCGCUUGCUUGCUUGCUUGCUUCCUACAAUGGGUGUGCCCUCUACGCAGGCGUCCAACGCCAUCCUGUACCUGACCUACGGCGCAUUUUUGGUCGUCGGAUGCUACAUCGCUUGGCGGCUGCGACACCAGUCCAAGACGGAGUGGCUGUCGAGCAACAAGACACAGAAGGGCAUACCGCUGGCCUUCAAUUUCAUCGCAUCGGCGCGCUGCCACUGCUCGUCUUCGGGUACCUGGGGCCUAUCAUCCGGAGGAAGUGUCCCGAGGGGUUCGUUCUGACUGAGUGGACGAGGCAGCGGUAUGGCGCUGUCGCGGGCUUGUUUCUCAGCGUGUGCACGCUGAUUACGAUUUUCCUGUACAUGGUCAGCGAGCUUAGUGCCAUGCAGCAGAUUGUGACUGCGUUGACGGGGCUCGACGGACUCCCUGCUAUCAUUGUCGAGUGCGCUGUUACUACGAUAUACACCUCCCUCGGCGGCUUCAAAGUCUCCUUCAUAACGGACAACAUCCAAGGAGCCAUGGUCGUCGGCCUCAUCAUCCUCGGCGUCAUAACCGUUGGCGUAGAAACCCACAUCCAGCCCGCGCUGAUCCGUGAAUCCGGCUUCCUCAACUCCUCCCUCCUCGGCUGGCAGCUCCUCUACAUCCUCCCCGUCGCCAUCCUCACAAACGACUUCUUCCUCUCCGGUUUCUGGAUGCGUACCUUCGCCGCGCGCACAGACAAGGAUCUCUGGAUCGGGACCUCCCUUGCCACCGUCGCCGUCCUCAUCAUCCUCACGCUGGUGGGCGUGUCGGGCCUGCUGGCGGCGUGGAGCGGCGCGUGGCCGCUGGGCGACGCGGAGGACGGAUAUCUCGCGUUCUUCCUGCUGCUGGGCCAGCUACCUGCUUGGGUCGUCGGCAUCAUCCUCGUGAUGACGGUCAGCCUGUCUACCGCCGCCUUCGACUCCUUCCAGUCCGCAAUCAUUUCGACCGGGUCCAACGACCUUUUCCGCAACAGGCUGAACAUCUGGGUCAUCAGGCUGCUGGUCGUCAUCCUCAUCGUCCCCGUCGUCGUCGUCGCCCUAAAGUCCCCCGACAUCCUGCAGAUCUUCCUCAUUAGCGAUCUUGUCUCCGCGGCCGUCGUCCCCGUGCUCGUCAUCGGGUUGUCGGAAAGGUGCUACUGGUGGCGCGGCUUCGACUUCGUCGUGGGCAGUCUUGGCGGCAUAUUCACCGUCUUCCUCUUCGGCCUCGUCUACUACGACGGCGACGCCGGGCGCGCGUCUAAACUGCUCAUCCUCGAGGGUGGACUGUAUUCGGGUGACUGGAGCGCCUUUGGCGCGUUCGUGGCGGCGCCGUUUGGCGGGCUGCUCUGGGGGUUCGGUGCCUGUGGAUUGAGACUGGCGACGCUGUGGGUGUUCGCGAAGGUUAGGGGGCAUAGGUUCGAUGCGCUGGACAGGCCUAUUCCGCGUGUUCUCCACACUGAAGCGGAGGACGAAAGGGAGGCCGAGCGUGUCCUCGAAAGGCCGAGUGACAAGGCGCUGUAUGGAAAAUUCUUCUGAGCUCAGAAGCUUUGGGAACGAUGUGAGAGGAAGGUGGGAUGGGGAUGGUGCGGUGCGAGUGUGGAUGCGGGGUGUAGGGGAAGAGUUUAGAUGGUCUUGGGGAGAGAGGCUGAAAGAGGGUGUAGAUAAUAUGGAUGAAGUCGUGUUGUAGAAUCAAAUUGUGGACGCC